ACUUGAGGAAGUUACGACGACAACUGAGGGUCAACAGGGCCGAGCCGACAUUAUCUCCGACGUUCUCCGAAGCAUCCUGGAUGCAGUUGAGAGGAUCGAUGCUAGAUCAGUUACUCUGGAAGCAAACCUAGUUGAACUUCAGCGUUUGCUCAAGGUCCGGAACUCAAGCGGUGUGACCCCCUUGAUUGUUACUACAGGAACUACCACCGUGACAACAUCUGCGAGAAACAAUCACAGCGUUGGGAUACAACAUCCCGGCCCAGACACGGGAACCACUACCACCACAAGAUGUCAAGGGAAUCAGAAGAUCCACACCUACACCCACCUGAUCAAUGCAGCCAACAAAGGGAAGGGUAUUAUAGAAAGCAAUUCCGGGUACAUGUGCGAUGUCAUAAUCCCCAACUCCCCUGGUUACGAUGAUGACGUUGUCAUCGAUGAGAACCUAUCUACCCCAGCUCCAGUUGUUGGCGGACGGCAGAUGGGACUGCAAACUGGGUCUAUGAUGCAUUGGGAAACUGGCACACCUAAGCUGAGCCUUGGCGGGAACACUACGCGCCGCUGUCCAGAUCAGCGGUCAACUGAUAAGAUCUUGCAGGCCUUUAAUGACCUCCCUGGUUUUCAACAACUUGACUGCACAAGUGUCGUGUGUGAGUUAUUCUCGCAUUCACCUACACCGAUGCCUCCACCCAAGAUACCUAAGGUGGAGCAAGCAGGCCCCAUCUCAGAACAUCACAAACCGCCGAUAUCCACGGUUGAUGAUGCAAACGAGAUCCUACCUGAGUUGGCGGGAAAGUCAGUAGCUCCGCUGAGGCAGGGUGGGAGCGGGGUCAGGCGCCCUGGACUGAUUUCACGGCUUGACUCACCUAUCUAUCUCAUACCCCUGAGCUAUGAGAUGGUUUUCGACCCAACUGCGGAUAUGGAUCUCACCUACGAUGAGUGCCGCAUCGCUGCGUAUCUUUACGGCAAGACAGAAGACCUUAAUGAGGUAGUCUUCAAAUUUUAUGAGUUGGAGGUCGCCAGGGGCAUGUUUCACUCUUUGAUCCCAAAAUUUGUUCCCCAUUCUGAUAUUGUGAACAUUGUUGUCCUGUUUGCUUCUCUAAGAGCAUCAAGAGAAACUCCCAUUCGUUUUUGGUUCCUCCCAAGUCCCUUCGCUGUUGAUGUCCUUCAGCUGAGGCCCAUCGACAUGAUAGUCAAAAAAUACCUGUGUCGCUGGAUGCCUGCCAUAACUAAACUGGAGAAGGUUAUUAUUCCCAUAUGUGAACCCAGUCAUUCAUGGUAUAUUAUGGUAGUCCACGUCAAACAAGGCAAGGUUAACGCUCUUGAUAUCACCAAGACUAAAGAAACCAUGGAACGUAGAGAGCGCAACAUGCGUACAAUCAUGAUAACUUUGUCACAAAUUUUCAAGCAAGAGCAGAAUCUUAGCAGUUUCACAGAGAUCUCUUCUGAUCCUAUAACUUGGGGACCCAUCAAUUAUCCCAAAGGAGUACCCAACCUACCAAACAGCAACGAUUCCGCUGUGUGGUGCCUUUACUGGCUGCUGAAUGAUGGGUUACUUGACCCUAGGAGGCUUGGUGUCAUGAUGAACGGAAAGGUGAGAAUGAAAACUGCAACAACUAUCAUCUUGUCUGACUGGAACCAGAAGAAGCAGGUUGUGGAUGAGGAGGCAGAGAAGCUGUAG
Molecule: messenger RNA, 1678 nt
Organism: Arachis duranensis
Lineage: Eukaryota; Viridiplantae; Streptophyta; Magnoliopsida; Fabales; Fabaceae
Exons: 9
Coding region: 380-1678 (432 amino acids)
Biological process (GO): proteolysis
Molecular function (GO): cysteine-type peptidase activity
Source: RefSeq, a predicted model, not a curated record